Messenger RNA from Sungouiella intermedia, 759 nucleotides. Lineage: Eukaryota; Fungi; Ascomycota; Pichiomycetes; Serinales; Metschnikowiaceae. The record is from the annotation of a GenBank genome assembly.
AUGAGGAUAUUGUUUGCUCCACUAGCUGCGGUUCUCCGUCCGGCUGUGUCUACAAGCUUGGUUAGCCGCCAGUUGCCAGCAUUCGUGGCGUCGGCAAACUUCUUCUCCACAAGUUCUAUCAUUAGCCAGGCUGGGGAAAAGUUCUCGUCUCCAGACCGUAAAACCACCAAGCACGUCUUAUCCAGAAAGACAUUUUUGAUCGACUACUACAAGCACUUGAAUGACACAAACGAAAUCGUCUUGUACGUGCACCAUAACAACUUGGUUAAGGCCGACAACUUGAAGGUGAGAAAUGAGUUCCAGAAGUUGGGAGUCAAGAUGACCUACUUGAGAAACAGUCUCUACAACGUGUACUUGCGUUCUGCUCAUGAGGAGGAUCCUGCUUUGCACAAGAAUACUAUCCGCAACAAAAACGUCGUGCACCCAUUGUCUCCCUUGCUCAAUGGCCCUACUGCUGUAAUCACCGUCCCGCAGUGCGAGCCUAGUGUGGUGGAGCAGGUAUUGAAGAUCUUGAAGCAGUCUGGAGAGAAGCUUUUCUUGGUGGGAGCUAAGAUCGAGGCAUCGGUGUUCAACGUGGAAGAGGUGAACCAAUUCAAGACUUUGCCUAAUCGCGAGCAAUUGCAAGGACAGUUGGCCGGGUUGUUGACUGUGUUGGGAGGAGCCGGAUUGGUCAGAACUUUGGAGUCGAAUGGAACCCUGCUCUACUUGACGUUGGACCAGAGACGGAAGGAUCUUGAUCCGGAGGAGUCGAACGAGUAA